GCGGAAUUUGUUACUCAUUGGACUGAAUUUUUAUGGUAUCUAAAAGUAGAGAAAUCAUUAAUGAUCAAAUUAAUUGUUGAAAUCAUUUUUUUUUUACCAAUUGAAAUCUGCACAAUUUGAUCCCAUUUUUCUUUCUAAGAAAAAAAAUCAGGUUUUAUUUUUCUUUUGAAUUAACAAGUUUGAGGAAAUUUUGGGAAUCUAAGGUUAAAGAAUAAUUAAAAGAAAUGGAAUUUUCAGUAGGUUUGAAUUCACAUGAUAAUUUGGAUAAACAGAUUUCUCAGCUGAUGCAGUGUAAGCCCUUAUCGGAACAAGAGAUUAAGCUGCUAUGUGACAAGGCUAAGGAGAUAUUAAGGGAUGAAAGCAAUGUCCAGCCCGUUAAAAGCCCUGUUACAAUAUGUGGUGAUAUUCAUGGACAGUUUCAUGAUCUUGCAGAGCUUUUUCGAAUUGGAGGGAAGUGUCCAGAUACAAAUUACUUGUUCAUGGGAGAUUAUGUUGACCGAGGUUACUAUUCAGUUGAAACUGUAACACUCUUGGUAGCCAUUAAAGCGCGUUACCCUCAACGGAUUACGAUUCUAAGGGGAAAUCACGAGAGCCGUCAGAUUACUCAAGUGUAUGGCUUUUAUGAUGAAUGUCUAAGGAAAUAUGGGACUGCAAAUGUUUGGAAGACUUUCACUGAUCUAUUUGAUUAUUUUCCAUUAACAGCAUUGGUGGAAUCUGAAAUUUUCUGUCUCCAUGGUGGGUUAUCCCCGGCAAUUGAAACCUUGGACAACAUACGUAAUUUCGACCGUGUUCAAGAGGUUCCUCAUGAAGGUCCCAUGUGUGAUUUAUUGUGGUCCGACCCCGAUGAUCGUUGCGGUUGGGGUAUUUCUCCAAGGGGUGCUGGAUAUACCUUUGGCCAAGACAUAUCUGAGCAAUUUAACCACAAAAACAGUUUGAAACUCAUUGCUAGAGCUCAUCAACUGGUGAUGGAAGGGUUCAAUUGGGGUCAUGAACAAAACGUUGUUACUAUAUUCAGCGCACCAAAUUAUUGUUAUCGAUGCGGAAACAUGGCUUCCAUCUUGGAAGUUGAUGAUUGCAAGGCUCAUACAUUCAUUCAGUUUGAGCCAGCUCCUAGGAGAGGAGAGCCCGAUGUGACUCGGAGGACACCUGAAUACUUCCUGUAAAAAGGAAUCAGCAUGGACUUGAUGAGCCUCCGAUGGUCAGUGCCCGUCAACGGUGGUUGUUCCGUGGCAGCGAGCUUGUAUGUGGCUGAUUG
This is a messenger RNA of Gossypium arboreum, 1255 nucleotides long. Its product is annotated as serine/threonine-protein phosphatase PP2A-2 catalytic subunit-like. Gene Ontology annotation, cellular component: cytosol. Gene Ontology annotation, molecular function: protein serine/threonine phosphatase activity. The record is from RefSeq and is a predicted model, not a curated record. The coding region runs from base 225 to 1163 and encodes 312 amino acids. The transcript has 10 exons. NCBI's taxonomy places the organism in Eukaryota, Viridiplantae, Streptophyta, Magnoliopsida, Malvales, Malvaceae. Gene Ontology annotation, biological process: mitotic cell cycle; peptidyl-serine dephosphorylation.